UAUCUCUAAACCAACCUCCUACCCUCUGCCUCUGCCUCUGCCACUCCCCUGAUCCAUCUCUUUUUUUUAUUAUUCACAUUUCUCUGUAUCUUCCCCUCAACGCAACUCAACUUGUUUACUCAAACCAAAGCAACCCCUUUUCCCUUUGUCUCUUACUCAUUUCCGAAUCAUUUUUUGAUUUCUAGCACUUUGUCUUCACAUCUUCUCUUAGCUAAAUCCACCAGAUUGAGACUUUCAAGAUUCCCACUAAUUUUGUGUCAUUAUCUUCAUCCUUUUGGUGUUAAUACUCUUCUUCUUCGUCUGGGUAUCAAUGGCUGCUGUUUGUGAUGUUGAGGUGGAUGUUAAUGGUGAAGAAACAUUCUUCAUUCAUAAGAACAUCAUCUCAUCAUAUUGUGGAAAAAUCAGAAACUUAUUCGAUAAAUCCAAAGGCGUGACAAGGAAUCUCAAAAUUAUAUUGCAUGAUUUUCCAGGAGGACCCGGAAGUUUUGAGCUGGUUACAAGAUUCUGCUACAACAAUGGCAAAAUCGUUAUAAACCCCUACAACGCGCAUCGCUUGUUAUGCGCUGCACAUUACUUGGAAAUGAAUGAAACAAUCAGUGGAUCUCUCAAUUUGCUCGAGCAAACGAAGAAAUCCAUUGAAGAAAUCAAGUUUUGGAGUUGGCCCGAGCUUCUAUCAGCUUUAAAGAAUUCUCUAGAUUUAGUCCCGGCCGAGAGUUCUUCCCAAAUUCAUGAAAAAUGUUUGGAUUCCGUAGUUGCUAGGCUCGUUUUCACAAGUGAAACGAGCCCUUCAUGUCCCUCUAGCUCAUCACCCGAGAGCUCGGGCCUUCGGUUAUCAACUGAUAGCAAAAGCACCGAGAGUCUUAGAAGCGGGUUUUUGCGGUCAUCAUGGUGGUUUGAAGAUCUGGCCAAUAUUUUGACUCCAAGUUUAGUCAAACAAUUGGUCAAAUCGAUUGUUCUUUACAAAUUCGAUCACGGGGUUUCCAGCAGGUUUCUGUUUUACUAUCAAAAGUCUAGAUUUUUCGACGCCACUCCAAACGAAAAACUAGAGAUACUCGAAACCGUCAUUGAUUGUCUUUCUUUGCUAGAUCAAACCUCGGUUUCUUGCAAGAAUUUAUUUGGGAUAUUACGGGUUGCUUUAAAUGUAAAUGUUAAGAAGAUCCACAGGAACAUUUUAGAGCGUAUGAUCGGUUCCCAGUUGGAUCAAUCCACUCUAGACAAUCUUCUUGUUCCAUCUCCACAUGGGUCGAAUUAUCUUUAUGAUGUUAAUCUUGUUUUACAGUUUGUGAAGCAUUUUUUAACCGCAAGAAGUGGACCCGGAGUUCCCAUUUCUGAGUUUACGAAAGUUGCUGGAUUGAUAGACUCGUAUGUUGCAGAAGUCGCCCCUGAUCCCCGUUUGAAGCCGUGUAUAUUCUUGGCUCUUGUAAAGGCUCUCCCUGAGUCCGCUCGAGACUCGUAUGAUGAUAUCUAUCACGCCAUCAACAUUUAUCUUCAGGUCCACACGGGAUUAUCAGACGAAGAAAAAACGAGCAUAUUCAACAGUCUUGACUACACCAAACUUUCAUCAGAAAGUUGCAAUCAUCUCACUCAAAACGCCAAAUUCCCGCCAAGAUACGCUGCGUUAGCUCUCAAAGGUCAACAACUCAAGCUUGAAAACCUUUUUCGUGGCAUGGACGUCCAAAAACGGUUUGUCCUCCCGCCACAUGAACUAGUGGCAACCGAAACAAAAAAUGACGAGAUGCGCGAGCAAGUUGUAAUCUAUGCUGAACAAGUUGUACCGUAUGAAGCAAAAGAAGAUAUUGUUAGUGAAAAUGAGAAGAUGAAAGCACAUUUAGAAGGGAUGCAAUGGAGAGUAGUUGAAUUGGAAAAAGUUUGUAGGAAAAUGCAAACUCAGAUGAGCAAACUCUUGAAAUCAAAAUCGUCUAGACAAACAAGUGCUAAAUCAUUGCCAAGGCUUUGUUCAUGAUAUUUGUUUUUUAUUAUAUUUUUAGUAAAUAAUAUCAAAAUUUAGAUAUUAUGUUGUGUUAAA
Messenger RNA from Helianthus annuus (common sunflower), 2026 nucleotides. Its product is annotated as BTB/POZ domain-containing protein At3g22104. The record is from RefSeq and is a predicted model, not a curated record. Gene Ontology annotation, molecular function: protein binding. Bases 311 to 1963 code for a protein of 550 amino acids. NCBI's taxonomy places the organism in Eukaryota, Viridiplantae, Streptophyta, Magnoliopsida, Asterales, Asteraceae. The transcript has 3 exons.